AUGGCGGAACAAGCGCAGCAAUUGAUUUAUACUUGGAAAUGGAAAACUGGAAUAAAGCCCAAUCAUGUCACUUUUAUAGCUCUUCUAACUGCCUGUAGUCAUGGAGGUUUAAUAGAUGAAGGUUACGAAUUCUUCCAUAAGAUGAGUAGUUACGACAUAAACCCAAAGAUACAGCAUUAUGGAUGUAUGGUUGAUAUCCUGGGUCGUGCUGGGCAUUUAGAUGAGGCAUCAAAUUCCAUUGCUUCCAUGCCAAUUAAACCAGAUGCUUGCAUAUGGACAUAUGUGCUACUUUCAAAUGUUUAUGCAAAAGCUGGUAGAUUAGAUGGUGUGAGCAGACUAAGAACAAAGCUACAUGAUAUAGGAUUAAGGAAGCAACCAGGAUAUAGCCUUAUAGAACAAGAUGUUCUUCAUAAGUUUACUUGUGGGGAUUUCUUUGAUCCUCAUGCUACAGAAAUUUAUUCCAUGUUGGACGAGAUUGAAAGAAGAUUACAGCAACAAGAACUACAACAAACAUCAUCUCACCACAGUGAAAGGUUGGCUGUAGCUUUUGGGCUUAGAAGCACCCCUGAAAAAUCCCCAAUCCGAAUUGUGAAUAAAAUCUCCGGAUUUAUGAAGCUUGUAUCUCAAGCCUAUAAUAGAGAAAUUGUAAUUCUGAGAUAG
This is a messenger RNA of Pistacia vera, 660 nucleotides long. Its product is annotated as pentatricopeptide repeat-containing protein At5g48910-like. The coding region runs from base 1 to 660 and encodes 219 amino acids. Gene Ontology annotation, biological process: RNA modification. The transcript is spliced from 2 exons. Gene Ontology annotation, molecular function: protein binding; RNA binding; zinc ion binding. The record is from RefSeq and is a predicted model, not a curated record. Lineage: Eukaryota; Viridiplantae; Streptophyta; Magnoliopsida; Sapindales; Anacardiaceae.